AUGCGCCCCCGCGUUAGCCGUUGGCGCUCGAGCGCCGUGCGUGGUGAGCCGUUCCAACGUCAUUUUCUGCGAUGGGGCGCUAUCUCUCCCUGCUUUCCUUCCUCUCGAGCACCGCUAACAAGCCCGAGCGCACUACAACAACACACAGCCCUUCUGCCCGUCUCAACGCGUAUGGACUGUGGCCACACCGAAACCCCUCCCAGCUCCCCGGCUGUGCUGGCCCUGCGCAAGCGCCGCGGCCUGGAUAGCGCCGUGCUCUCCACGCCGCCUGCGCAGGCCAAGCAAGACACAAAACUCUUCCAGCAGCAGCUGCCGUCCCCGGUCACCCCCACGGCUUCCUCAGGCUUCCCCGCCCUCAGUCCCGUGCGCCCCUGCGACGCAGACCCCGUGCGCGAAGCGGUAUCGGAGAUCUGCUCCUCUAUCAACAACAACACAGACCUGGUCAACAAUCUGUCAUUCCAUACGUCGGGCCACUCCGCCGUCUCGAUACAGCAGGCGCGCGCGCUCCUCUCGCCCAUUGACCCCAUCCACGACCCCGAGUGGAAGACGUCCUCCACGCCGCUAGGCCGCGGCACCUACGCGUGCGUUUACGACCUGUGCAACGCCUCCCGGCAGGCCGCUUUCGCCCUGAAGGUGCCGCAAACCAGUCGCAAAAGCUCGCACAUCUACAAAGAGGCCACUAUACUGUCGCGGCUUCAAUGCACCCGCGCGCCCCUGUACGCGCCCGUCAUACCGUUCUAUGGCCUCACCUUGGUCAACAAGUCGCACCACAAAAAGCUGCGCAGCAACGAAACGGUCCCGGCCAUCGUGCUGGAGCGCAUGAACUGCUCGUUGAAGCACUUUUACACCUACAACACGGAGUUUGACAACACGCACUGGCGCGUCCUCGCGGAGAGCCUCCUGUCCGGCCUGCAGCUCCUCAAGUCCAGGAGCGUUGUGCAUGGAGACAUCAAGACGGAAAAUAUACUGAUGGACUUUGACAGUGACGCAAUGCCCCGCUACUACCUGGCGGACUUUUCGUCUGCGCGAGUGGUGUUCGCCGGUGAUACGCGCCCCCCUUCCCUCGAGACUACGCUCGAGUACUGCGCCCCGGAGCAGAUGUCUCAAUGCGCGAACUCCAGUUUCGAGACCGAUCUGUAUAGCGUGGGUCUCACGCUCCUCGCUGCGAUCACUAAGGCAGAGCCUUACGCCGAACUCAUGGCCGCUAUGACGCAUGGUGAGCCCGGCGGGGGCGCCUCCCUCCCACAAACCCAAUGGCUCAUGAGCGCUAUAUCGAAAAACAGUCCUCUUGAGUUUAAUGUUUUGCGCGAAGAGCUGUGGGUACAGUGGAGGAACGAGCUUGCCUUCCUCGCCCAGAUUCUGCAAGACAGAAUGCCACUCGAACAUUGCUUAAGAUCCCUUCAAGAUAUAUGA
This is a messenger RNA of Lachancea thermotolerans CBS 6340, 1413 nucleotides long. RefSeq names its product putative protein kinase ISR1 (gene ISR1). The record is from RefSeq and is a predicted model, not a curated record. Gene Ontology annotation, biological process: protein phosphorylation. Bases 1 to 1413 code for a protein of 470 amino acids. Lineage: Eukaryota; Fungi; Ascomycota; Saccharomycetes; Saccharomycetales; Saccharomycetaceae. The transcript has a single exon. Gene Ontology annotation, molecular function: ATP binding; protein serine/threonine kinase activity. Gene Ontology annotation, cellular component: cytoplasm.